This is a messenger RNA of Anguilla anguilla (European eel), 1902 nucleotides long. RefSeq names its product mental retardation GTPase activating protein homolog 3-like. Gene Ontology annotation, biological process: signal transduction. The coding region runs from base 292 to 1902 and encodes 536 amino acids. The transcript is spliced from 8 exons. Lineage: Eukaryota; Metazoa; Chordata; Actinopteri; Anguilliformes; Anguillidae. The record is from RefSeq and is a predicted model, not a curated record.
AAAGUGUGACUAUUUGGUCACAUGGAUAGCAACGUGUAAACAAAUAUAGCUAAACUAGAUAAAAUAGCAUUAUCCUGGUUCUGCUCUGAUGACGUUUUGCGGUAUUUUAUUCUAAUGGCCUCUUAUAGCAAAUUACACACAAGUGUAACUUUCUGGUGCGAGAAAAAAAUCAAAGUAACAAAAGAGCGUUACGAUACGAUUAGUAUUUGAUGUUCCGGGAGGGACGUUGCUGGAAAGGAGAGAGACACCCCUCCUUCGUGGGAAUGGAGCGUCGUGGUUUACAAGAUUAAAAUGGGAGCAGGUGCCUCAUUCGCAAUCUUUAAGGCGGGUUCAUCCUCCAGAAUCAAGAAGCCCAGCCGGAAGAUCCAGCCCGAGCCGUGCGGUGUGCGCUUGGGACCGGUCUUUGGUGUCUCCCUGCCGGUGAUGAGAGAGACUGGGCAGCUGGUGUGCGGCCUUCCCUGGGUGCUGAGGGAGAUGGUGGAGUUCCUGGAGAAGCACGCCCUCCAGCAGAGGGGGCUGUUCCGCCUGGGCGGCGCAGUGCUGAAGACCGGCCUCCUGAAGGCCCGGUGUGACCGCGGCGAGGCCGUGGAAGUGGGCGCGGCUGGUGACGUCCCGAGCGUGGCCUCCCUGCUGAAGCUGUUCCUGAGGGAGCUUCCCCAGGCCGUCAUUCCUGAAGCCCAGCGCGUCGAGAUGGUCCGCUGCUUCAGAGAGUGUACAGAUGAACGGGCUCUGAACCAUAUGUUGAAGGAGCAGCUGAGCGGUCUACCUGAAGACAACCACAACAUCCUGUCUUACGUAUGUCACUUCCUGCUGAAGGUGGCCUCCCACAGCCAGGUCAAUCACAUGUCGGUGGAAAACCUGGCCACAAUCUUCGGCCCCUGCCUGUUCCAUGUUCCUCAGAGCCCCAGGAUGCUGGAGGAGCAGACCCUGUGCAAUGCGCUGGUUUGCCAUUUACUGCACAACCUCUCCUUCCUCCUGGGGGGGGCCCUGGACACGCCCUCUCCACCCCCUGCCCUGCUCGCUCUGUCCACCCCUCAGGAGAAGGCCAUUGACCCCAUCCCCUCAGUUUGGCCCUAUGAGAGCUCAGCUGAAGCACAGCUGCCAGGCACAGCUGAGAUAGUAGAGCUUAACACAGCUGAGACACAUGUGCUUAACACAGCUGAGACAUCGUUGCCAGGCACAGCUGAGACACUAGUGCUUAACACAGCUGAGACAUCGUUGCCAGGCACAGCUGAGAUACUAGUGCUUAACACAGCUGAAACAAAAAUGCUUAACACAGCUAAGGCACAAGUGCUUAACACAGCUGAGACACAAGUGCUUAACACAGCUGAAACAAAAAUGCUUAACACAGCUAAGGCACAAGUGCUUAACACAGCUGAGACACUAGUGCUUAACACAGCUGAGACAUCGUUGCCAGGCACAGCUGAGAUACUAGUACUUAACACAGCUGAAACCAAAAUGCUUAACACAGCUAAGGCACAAGUGCUUAACACAGCUGAAACAAAAAUGCUUAACACAGCUAAGGCACAAGUGCUUAACACAGCUAAGACACAAGUGCUUAACACAGCUGAGACAUUGUUGUCUGACACCUCCCAUCCGGUCCUGACACCAUUCCAGAUAACAAGGGAUGACCCAAGCAGGCUGAAGCCGCCGGAGAAGGACAGUGUGGUCCUCACAGACGCCACACCUCGAGCGGAGAGGUCAGGGGUGGAGAGCCCAGGACAAGAGCAGAUCCUCCAGCCCGAAAAACCGAUAUCCAGCUGCAGACCCAUCUCUGACCUUCAGGAGGGCUUCUGCCAGGAUAUGGAUGCUACAGCAGAGCUGGCGGAGCGUCAGGGGAGCGCGGGUCCACCGGAGAACAGGGACCUCCUCUGCCCCGGCUCACCUCACGCGGACAGGUGA